AUGCCCACCAACUUCACAGUGGUGCCGGUGGAUGACUGUACAGCUUCAGGUUCUAACUACGAUGGGAAAUUUCUCAGAGAAGAGGAUGAGGAGGGGGGAGAACUUGUGGUCGGACCUUUCUCAGGUGAGGACAGCCCUGAAGAGGAGAGUCCAUUUAUUAGCAGCACUGAUUAUGACAGAAGCUGUGAUGGCAAAAACAUGGCCCUGUUUGAGGAAGAAAUGGACAGCACACCAAUGGUGUCAUCCCUCCUGAACAAACUGGCCAAUUACACCAACCUACCACAGGGGGUCGCUGAUCAUGAGAAAGCUGAGAGUGAGGAUGGAGUGAAGAAAGUCACUGUCAGGGCUCAUCUGAUGGGCACAUUUAUCGGUGUGUUCUUGCCAUGUAUGCAGAACAUACUGGGUGUGAUUCUCUUUUUGCGUCUCACCUGGAUUGUGGGCACAGCUGGAAUCUUGGGCUCUUUCGCCAUUGUUUUCAUGUGCUGUGUCUGUACUUUGCUGACUGCAAUAUCAAUGAGUGCCAUCGCAACUAAUGGUGUGGUGCCAGCUGGUGGCUCAUAUUACAUGAUAUCCAGGUCACUGGGUCCAGAGUUUGGAGGUGCUGUUGGGGUAUGCUUCUAUCUGGGCACAACCUUUGCUGGGUCCAUGUACAUACUGGGCACCAUGGAGAUCCUUUUGAUGUACAUACUGCCAAAUGAAGAAGCAUUGUCUAAAAACCAGCUGUUAACCCACUCUAACCUCAUGCGUGCGUAUGGAACGGGCUGCCUGGCCCUCAUGGCUCUCCUUGUGUUUGUUGGGGUGAAGUAUGUGAAUAAACUAGCACUGGUCUUCCUGUCCUGUGUAAUUCUGUCCAUUAUGGCUAUAUAUGCUGGAGUCAUCAGGACUGUCAUCAGCCCUCCAGAAUUCCAAAUUUGUCUGCUGGGCAACCGUUCGCUGGCAAAUCUCAAAUUUGACAAAUGCCUGAAGACUGAAGUCAUUGACAAUGUAACACAUACAACAAAGCUGUGGAAAAUGUUCUGCGAUAAUUCUUCUCUUGAUGCAUCAUGUGAUCCAUACUUCACCGAGAACAAUUUGGAAGAGAUCCAAGGCAUCCCAGGCCUGCUCAGUGGUGUCAUCUCAGAUAACCUGUGGAGUCAUUAUGGUCCUUCAGAGAUGUUGGUAGGGAAAGAGAAUCGACCAUCGGAGUCAACAGAGGAUCAUACAUCUGGAAAGCCAUAUAUUUUUAAUGACAUUGCCACCUUUUUCACGCUGAUGGUGGGAAUUUACUUCCCCUCAGUCACAGGGAUCAUGGCAGGAUCAAACCGAUCUGGAGCUCUGAGAGAUGCUCAGAGGUCUAUUCCUAUUGGAACCAUUAUGGCCAUUGUUACCACUUCCAUCAUCUAUAUGUCAUGUGUGGUGUUAUUUGGUGCCUGCAUGGAUGGUGUGUUACUACGAGACAAGUUUGGCAAGUCUGUAAAAGGAAGACCUGUGAUAGGCACUUUGGCAUGGCCUUCACAUUGGUUGAUUGUGAUUGGCUCAUUCUUUUCCUGUUGCGGUGCGGGAUUACAGAGCCUUACCAGCGCUCCCAGACUGCUGCAUGCCAUUGCACAUGAUGGAAUCAUUCCAUUCCUACAGGUGUUUGGUCACAGUAAAUCCAACGGUGAGCCAACCUGGGCUUUGUUGCUGACUGUAGGAAUCUGUGAAAUUGGCAUUCUUAUUGCCUCACUGGAUGCUGUCACUCCUAUUCUUUCAAUGUUUUUCUUGAUGUGCUACCUGUUUGUCAACUUGGCUUGUGCAGUCCAAACUCUACUACGCACCCCAAAUUGGAGGCCCAGGUUUAAGUUCUAUCACUGGAGUCUUUCACUACUGGGCAUGACCCUUUGUCUCUCUCUUAUGUUUAUUUCAUCUUGGUACUAUGCCCUGGUGGCCUUGCUGAUAGCAGGAUGCAUAUAUAAAUACAUUGAAUACAGAGGGGCAGAGAAGGAGUGGGGGGAUGGAAUUAGAGGGCUGUCUCUAAAUGCAGCACGAUACGCUCUAAUAAAGCUUGAGCAAGUGCCGCCACACACCAAGAACUGGAGGCCCCAGCUGCUCGUGUUGCUGAAACUGGAUUCUGAUUUGGCAGUGAAACACCCACGACUGCUUUCUUUCACCUCUCAGCUGAAAGCCGGUAAAGGCCUGACCAUCGUCUCUUCUGUACUGCAGGGAACUUACAUGACACAAAGUGCUGAGGCCAAGCAAGCUGAAUCGAACGUCAAGGCGGCCAUGCAUGCAGAAAAAACCAAAGGCUUCUGUCAUGUUGUGGUUUGCUCCAACCUAAGAGACGGAUUCUCCAACCUGAUCCAGUCAGCUGGACUGGGAGGCAUGAAACACAACACUGUCCUGAUGGCCUGGCCCAGCAACUGGAGACGGGCAGAGGACUCCCUCUCCUGGAGGAACUUCAUAGAAACAAUAAGAGAAACCACAUCAGCACAGCAGGCUCUGCUUGUGGCAAAGAACAUCAACCAAUUUCCCAGCAACACAGACCGUCUGACUGAAGGCACCAUCGAUGUGUGGUGGAUUGUCCAUGAUGGAGGUUUGCUCAUGCUGCUGCCAUUCCUGCUCCGCCAGCACAAGGUCUGGAAGAAGUGCAAGAUGCGCAUCUUUACUGUGGCACAGCUGGAUGACAACAGCAUUCAGAUGAAGAAGGAUCUGCACAUGUUUAUGUACCAGCUGCGUCUGAAUGCUGAAGUGGAGGUGGUGGAGAUGCAUGAGAGUGAUAUCUCAGCCUUCACCUAUGAGAAGACCUUGGUAAUGGAGCAGCGUUCCCAGUUGCUGAGACAGAUGCAGCUGUCCAAAAAUGAGAGAGAAAGAGAGAUUCAAACCAUAACUGAUCAGUCAAGGAGCUCUAUCAAGAGGAAAAAACACCAGAAGGAACUCAUACCGAACACCUUACAAGUGCCUGGUGUUGAUAACACUGAGCAUGAGACCCAAAUGUCACAUGAAAAGAACUCUAAAGGCCAUUCGGGUAACCAGGAGAAGAGCACCCCCACCUCUGAUCGUAUCCAAAUGACCUGGACAAAAGAGAAGUAUGUUGCUGACAGAAACCGUCACCGUGAGGCCAGUGCAGCUGUACGGGACAUCUUCAGCAUGAAACCGGAGUGGGGGAACCUAAACCAAUCGAAUGUCAGGAGGAUGCACACUGCAGUGAAACUGAAUGAAGUCAUGGUCAAUAAAUCCCAGAAUGCUCAUCUUGUCUUACUGAAUAUGCCUGGACCACCUAAAAACAAGGGGGGUGAUGAGAAUUACAUGGAAUUUUUGGAGGUAUUAAUGGAAGGUUUGGAGCGAGUUCUGCUUGUACGAGGUGGAGGCAGAGAGGUCAUCACCAUCUACUCAUAGCCCAAGGAUGGAAUAAACUCUGGAGCUCUAUGAAGAGUGAAAUUUUGUAGUA
Trichomycterus rosablanca is the source of this 3406-nucleotide messenger RNA. RefSeq names its product solute carrier family 12 member 7-like. Gene Ontology annotation, cellular component: plasma membrane. The record is from RefSeq and is a predicted model, not a curated record. The transcript has 26 exons. NCBI's taxonomy places the organism in Eukaryota, Metazoa, Chordata, Actinopteri, Siluriformes, Trichomycteridae. The coding region runs from base 1 to 3354 and encodes 1117 amino acids. Gene Ontology annotation, biological process: potassium ion homeostasis; chemical synaptic transmission; cell volume homeostasis. Gene Ontology annotation, molecular function: potassium:chloride symporter activity.